Molecule: messenger RNA, 351 nt
Organism: Prunus armeniaca (apricot)
Lineage: Eukaryota; Viridiplantae; Streptophyta; Magnoliopsida; Rosales; Rosaceae
Source: the annotation of a GenBank genome assembly
AUGAAGAGUCUCAUCCGUUCCAAAGAGGAUAUCAAACUCCUUCAGAAAAAAAGGAUCAUAAAUCCAAGUUGGGUAGGAGACCAAUAUUUGAUUGAUUUAGGAAAUAUUCUUGAUCAUGUUCAUCCAAAGGACUUCUGCUUUGGCAAGCUGUGUGAGGACGCGAAUGCUUACAGUAAGUCUUGGUUUCACUGGCACAAACACAAAGUACGUUGGAUGGUGCAGUUUCGGAGACACAUAAGGUGUCUUUGUAGCACAUAUUUCUCCAGUCCAUGGAGUAUCAUAGCAUUCUUGGUUGCGGCUGCCAUUUUGGUCUCACUGGCACAGACACACUGCGCCAUUCACCCUCGCUAA